Messenger RNA from Dipodomys ordii (Ord's kangaroo rat), 888 nucleotides. RefSeq names its product cytochrome P450 11B2, mitochondrial-like. Gene Ontology annotation, biological process: glucocorticoid biosynthetic process; cellular response to peptide hormone stimulus; cortisol metabolic process. The coding region runs from base 1 to 888 and encodes 295 amino acids. Gene Ontology annotation, molecular function: steroid 11-beta-monooxygenase activity; heme binding; iron ion binding. Gene Ontology annotation, cellular component: mitochondrial inner membrane. Lineage: Eukaryota; Metazoa; Chordata; Mammalia; Rodentia; Heteromyidae. The transcript is spliced from 5 exons. The record is from RefSeq and is a predicted model, not a curated record.
AUGGCAGUGUCCGUUGGGAUGAAGGCAGGUGCGCGGCUGGCCAGGCCCUGGCUGCGCCUGCUCAGCACGAGGACACUGGGCACCAGGGCUGCGCCCACCCACAAGCCGGUGCUGCCCUUCGAGGCCAUCCCCCAGUGCCCGGGCAACAGGUGGCUGAGGCUGCUGCAGAUCUGGAGGGACCAGGGCCACGAGAACAGACACCUGGACGUGCACCGCCUCUUCCAGACCCUGGGGCCCAUCUUCAGGGGCAUCCUGGGGUGGGUGGUCCGGGGCUGGGCGCCCAGGCAGAGCCCAGCUCUGAGCCUCGGCAUGCGGUGUGCACAGGUGGUCUUUCCCUUGGUGAUGACGCUCUUUGAGCUGGCUCGGAACCCCGCUGUGCAGCGGGCCCUUCGGCAGGAGAGCCUGGCUGCCGCGGCCAGCAUCACCGAAGAUCCCUACAAGGCCAUCUCGGAGCUGCCCCUGCUACGGGCCGCCAUCAAGGAGACGCUGAGGCUUUACCCCAUCGGUGUCACCUUGGAGAGGGUCCUGCACUCCGAUGUGGUUCUUCAGAACUACCACGUCCCAGCCGGGACUGUGGUCCAGUUUUUUCUGUACUCCAUGGGCCGGAGUCAGGCCGUCUUCGUGAGGCCUGAGCGCUACAACCCCCAGCGCUGGCUGGACAGCAGGCUGCGCUUCAGCCACCUGGCCUUCGGCUUUGGGGUGCGCCAGUGCCUGGGGCGGCGCCUGGCCGAGUUGGAGAUGGUGCUGCUGCUUCAUCAUGUGCUGAAGUCCUUCCAGGUGGAGACUCUUCAGCAAGAGGAUGUGACCAUGACCUUCUGCUUCCUCCUGAAGCCUGUCUCCCCACCGCUCCUUACCUUCCGGCCUGUAGCUAGCCCUUCUUCUCUCUGA